GUCUAUUUCUCGGCAGCCAGCAGAGGAGGACUGGCUAGCUGGUGUCAGUGGGUCAGAGUUUUUUCUCACACAGCUACUCUGCACAUUAGAGAGGGAACCCAUAUGCACAGGAAGCCUCUGAGUGCACAGAGAGAGCGAGAGAGAGAGAGUAAAAAAAAAUAAUAAAGACAACGCCUGCCACCAGUCAUAGCAGAAUACGUGAAGGCUCCGCUCAUGAACACAUGCAGCUAACAAGCUCCUGUCUUAACUGGGUGGAUUGUUUCUGAGUGACUGCUGUCUAUCGGUAAACUGAGAGGGCAGAAUGUCACGAAGGGACCAGAGGUUUCGGAGAGGAAUGAAAGGACGGUGUUGUGAAUGUGGCUGUAUCCUGUCUCACUGGUACUAUGAAAGAGAGGGACAGCUGUACUGUAAGAAGCACUACUGGGCCCGUUACGGAGAGCACUGCCACGGCUGCAAGGAGACCAUCGCAACAGGACUCAUUAUGGUUGCUGGAGAGCAGAAGUACCACCCUGAAUGCUUCACUUGUAUGAGCUGUGAAAUGUUCAUUGGAGAUGGGGACACCUACACGCUUGUCGAACGCACAAAACUCUACUGUGGCCACUGUUUCUGUCAGGGGUUAGUCUCAACUGUGAGGUCAGCUUCUCCAAUCACCAAGAGUCCCCACAUGGUGGCGCUGGUGUCUCUUCCUCCCCAUGCAGGUGGCCGACGAGGCCUGACUGUAGCCAUUGACCUCAGCCAAGAGAAAAGCGCUCUUGUCACUGUGACAGGGUUAGACUCAGCUGCCCUCAGCCCUGACCUGCUGUCGUCUGUCCACACUGGUGAUCGAGUACUGGAGGUCAACGGCAUCCCUGUCAGCAACAUUUCCCCAGACGAAAUAAACUGUGUGAUCCAGGACACAAGCAGACCACUGCAGCUGACCAUUGAACACAAUCCGCAGUCUGCUGACAACCUCCUUCCCACGAACAAUCCCCAGGACGACAUCAGCUGUCCUGACCCCCGUGUCUGCGACAAACUUGCUUCAACCCACAAACUCCCGAGUCUGGAAGAAGAGCCAAAUCCAGGGGAGGAGACAGAUGAACCAAUCAGGAUGAGCCUCUCGCCGCCUCCGCACCAAGGAAUCAUGGGGAUGCGAUCCAGACACAUUCUGCGUAGCUGUAGUAUAGAUAAGUGUCGUCUGUCCCCUGGAGCACUGUCGCUUUUAUCUCAAAGGAGAGACAUGGUUCGCUCAGAGUCUCUUCGUGUGGACCCUGGAGAUCGGACCCAUCGCAUCUUCAGACCUUCAGACCUCAUCCAUGGAGAAGUGCUUGGCAAGGGCUUCUUUGGACAGGCUGUCAAGGUAACACAUCAGGAGACAGGGGAGGUGAUGGUGAUGAAAGAGUUGAUAAGGUUUGAUGAAGAGACACAGAAGACUUUCUUAAAGGAGGUGAAGGUGAUGCGCUGUUUGGACCAUCCCAAUGUUCUUAAGUUCAUUGGACUGUUUUAUAAAGAGAAACGAAUAAACUUCGUCUCCGAAUACAUCCAAGGAGGAACUCUCCGAGAGACCAUCAUAAAAAUGGACAAGGAUUUUCCCUGGAGUAUAAGAGUGGGUUAUGCCAAAGACAUUGCAGCUGGAAUGGCCUAUCUACACUCCAUGAAUGUUAUCCACCGAGAUCUAAACACACACAACUGCCUGGUCAGAGAGAACCAGUCUGUGGUGGUGGCAGAUUUUGGACUAGCCAGGCUGGUGAUGGAGGAGAGGAAUCAGGGCAGAACAUCCUCUCUGGAACAGCCUGAGAAGGGGACACUGUCAGAGCUCCGCAGGCCUGACCGGAGGAAGCGGUACACCGUGGUCGGAAACCCCUACUGGAUGGCUCCUGAGAUGAUCCAUGGGAAAAGCUAUGAUGAACGGGUGGACAUCUUUUCCUUUGGUAUCAUGAUAUGUGAGAUAAUAGGUAGAGUGAGUGCCGACCCUGACUACCUCCCCCGGUCGAAUGACUUUGGACUAAAUGUAGCCGGUUUCCUGCAGCAGUACCACCCUCCACAGUGCCCCUCAGCCUUGCUGCCGCUGGCUGUCCUCUGCUGUGACAUGGACGCUGAGAAACGUCCUUCCUUUUCAAAGCUGGAGGAGUGGCUGGAGAACCUGCUGAUGCACCUGGACAUCGGUCUGCCUCUGCUCUCUGAGUUAGAGCAGCUCAGCAGAGCCUUCUGGCAGAAUCACAACAACCAAAACCACUCUCACAACCAGGACAAGACCCUUGAUUCUCAUGAACAAACCCACUGUUCACAGCCACAGAGACAGAGCCCCAAACCCAAGCGAAGUCCCGACAAUGCAAAAAAACACAUAGAGCCUAAUCACCUCACUCAGAGCCAAGACCAUUAUAGCACACCUGACAGCCAUUCGGACGGAGAGCAACACACGCAUGACAACAAUGACAUGAGUACUGAGCACGACCACUCCUGUUUGAGCAGGGAAUGUAACGACCACUCACAAGAUAAGAGCCAGAUGUGUUGCAGGUCUACGAGCGCAGACUCAGGCAAGAAUGGGUCCGAAACCUAUGGACACAAUAACCUCUCAGGACAACCAAAAGCCCAGCACGAGCCCUCACAACAGCUGCAGAUCAACAACUCGCUGCUAGGCCGGUCUAACAGGCCCAGAAGGUCAUGCAGAGCGAUGUGGGACAGAUCUACAGAGGACAGCUCUUUUCUCUGACUGCCAAGACAGGACACAUCUGCAAAGCUGAGGGCUAAAAACACUUUAUGAAGACAUCUGUGCCUUUUCAAACAAUUGGGAGAGAAGUGAAGGAGUCAUAAAGCUGUAUGUGGAGGACUAAUGCAUAGAAAACCUGCAGAGGCAUAAAACCAAUCAAUACAGAUUGAUAUGGGAUAUUUUGUAAGAAAAUAAGUAAAGAUUUGUAUGCAGCUUCAUAACAAUUGCUUAGCACAUUACAUUUGCCUCAUGUUGCUCUGUGAACUAGUAUUUAUGUGGUUUCAACUAGAGCGCAACUGAUGCUGGAUUUAUUUGAUACCCAUAUUUGGUAUUUCAACAUUUGGACAUUUCAGAGUUUAAUAAUAGAGGUAUAUUGGCUGGUAUACAAUAUAGAGUCCAUAAAUUCCCCAAAAUUUGUCAGUGCUCUCUGGUGGACAGACUAUGUAAUGGCGACACUGUUUCUAAAUUACCUCAAACAUAUCUAUCAAGCAUUUCUGUACAACAGUUUCUCUUUACUUAUCGGCCAACAUCUAUAAUGAGUUUUAGCAUAUCUGUAAUAAGCUGAAGUUGGCCGGCCAGUUCAUCAUUUGGGCUCUAGCGCCAAAUUUGUCCAGAAGCUGUGAAACAUAUUGCACUUUAAGCAACACUGCAAUUAUUUAUCAGAAUGUUUUUUAUGUAUUUUGUGUUGUACAUUUUCAGCCCACAUACAGCACACUGAGCUGUGAACAUACAAAACUACAACUGUAGUUAACUUAAUAAAGUGUAAUAUAAAUUCAUGUGACAUUUAAAUCACUAUUUAGCAUUAAAUGACUCACUAUAUUUAACAUACCUUAGUAAAACGUACUCCUAUUUGAUUAUCAAAUACAGUAAUUUUUCUAAUGCAGUUCUUUAUAAUUUAUCAGGGAAGGUGACCAACAAUUUGCCAUUCCUGAGUAUAAUUACACCAUUAAAGGUAUACUUAACAGAAAACCUAUGUAGGUUUUCAAAUUGCUCUUUUGCCAGGAAAGUAGUUAGCUGUAGUCAACUUGGGUUAGCCGUUUGUGCCUCUCAUGUAUUAUCAUUGUAUGUCACCCAGCUAACGCUAGGCAUCGUUUCUCUGAAAGACAAAAUUAAAACGUUUUAUUUCUGC
Molecule: messenger RNA, 3815 nt
Organism: Siniperca chuatsi (mandarin fish)
Lineage: Eukaryota; Metazoa; Chordata; Actinopteri; Centrarchiformes; Sinipercidae
Product: LIM domain kinase 1-like
Exons: 15
Coding region: 302-2689 (795 amino acids)
Biological process (GO): protein phosphorylation; actin cytoskeleton organization; positive regulation of stress fiber assembly
Cellular component (GO): cytoplasm; neuron projection; nucleus
Molecular function (GO): ATP binding; protein serine/threonine kinase activity; protein binding
Source: RefSeq, a predicted model, not a curated record